This is a messenger RNA of Fusarium falciforme, 1023 nucleotides long. RefSeq names its product DAO domain-containing protein. The record is from RefSeq and is a predicted model, not a curated record. NCBI's taxonomy places the organism in Eukaryota, Fungi, Ascomycota, Sordariomycetes, Hypocreales, Nectriaceae. Gene Ontology annotation, molecular function: oxidoreductase activity. Gene Ontology annotation, cellular component: cytoplasm. The coding region runs from base 1 to 1023 and encodes 340 amino acids. The transcript is spliced from 3 exons.
AUGUCACAUGUAGGCUUCAUACACGACGCCGUCAAGCUCAUCACUUGUCGCCCAGGCCUGCCAAGUGCAAAUCCGACCAUCUCAACGUGGCAGCAACCGCCGCAUCCAACAAUAUCCAACGCACAAUCCGAGACCUUGCCUCAAGAAUAUGACAUCGUCAUUAUCGGGUCUGGAAUCACCGGGAUUGCGGUGGCAUAUUGCCUCUUGAACCACCCAAAGGCUUCAGGUCUUCAGAUCACCAUGUUGGAAGCACGCAGGUCCGUUAGCGGCGCGACAGGACGAAACGGUGGCCACCUCGUCUCGGAUAGCGAUUCUCUGUUUCCAGCUCUUGUCAAGGCGGUCGGCCUUGAACUCGCCGUGGAGACUGUACGCUUCAGCGAGGCAAACAUUCGACGUCUGAGGGAGCUCGUGAACCAACUCGACCCAAAGGAUCGUCAAGCUACCGAGUUUCGCAAUGUGACGACAAGCACGGCUUUUGAAGACCAAGAAUCGUUUGACGAGGCUGUUGACGCUGUUCGUCAGUUUGUAAAGGCUUAUCCCAACGGUGACCUUAGGUACAAGGUAUCUAACCAAGAAGAUGCCACCAAGACUUUUGGCUAUCGGCAAGUUGCUGGCGUCAUUGAGCAACAUGGAGUCGCAGCUUUGUGGCCUUAUAGGCUGCUGACUACAAUUCUUGCGUCUUUGAAGAGAGAUUUCCCUGAUCGCUUUAAUCUUGAGACAUAUACUCCGGUUCAGUCGAUCAAUUACCACGAUCAUGCGUCCCAGACAUACCCCUACACUCUUCACACUCCACGGGGAUCCCUUGUGGCUAGGAAAAUCAUUCACUGUACGAACGGAUACUCCGCCCACCUGAUUCCCAACCUCGCUGGGGAGCUUUGCCCUCUGAGAGGCACGAUGUCUACUCAUAGUAUGGGACCUUCAUUUCCCAACCGUGGGGGGGAGGUAUCCUGGGCACAUGUCUCAAAAGGCUCUUACGACGCAGAGACGGGGCAUAUUCAUCUUGGUUUGUACUAUGCCCAGUAA